This is a messenger RNA of Haemorhous mexicanus (house finch), 2850 nucleotides long. Its product is annotated as torsin-1B-like. The transcript has 5 exons. The record is from RefSeq and is a predicted model, not a curated record. Bases 50 to 1084 code for a protein of 344 amino acids. Gene Ontology annotation, biological process: protein localization to nucleus; nuclear membrane organization. Lineage: Eukaryota; Metazoa; Chordata; Aves; Passeriformes; Fringillidae. Gene Ontology annotation, molecular function: ATP binding; kinesin binding; ATP hydrolysis activity. Gene Ontology annotation, cellular component: nuclear envelope; endoplasmic reticulum; endoplasmic reticulum lumen.
UGUUUUGGUUUCUUUUCCUGCUGAGCCAGGCUGGCUGGCAGCUCCCACCAUGAAGCUCCUGAAGGCUGCUGUGAUCUUUGUUCUUGUGCCCACCCUGACGCCGGCUUUUGACCCUCUCAGCGCUUCGGUCGUUGCGGGAAGCGCUCUCAUGGCUUGGCAUCUCUUGUCCUCCGACUCCUGGCUCAAGUGCCGCUUCCAGGAGUGCUGCAAAAGGAAUAGCACUGUGAACUUCAAAGCGCUGAAGGCGCAGCUGGACAACAGGCUCUUCGGGCAGCACCUGGCCAAGGACGUGGUGCUGAAGGCGGUGCUGGGCUUCAGCAACAACCCCAGCCCCAAGAAGCCGCUGAUGCUGUCGCUGCACGGCUGGGCCGGCACCGGCAAGAACUUCCUCAGCCAGAUCCUGGCGGAGCAGGUCCACCCCGCCGGCCUGCGCAGCAAGUUCGUGCAUCUCUUCCUGGCCACCCUGCACUUCCCCCACCACGACCAGGUCAAGCUGUACAAGGAACAGUUGCAGAACUGGAUUCGAGGCAAUGUCAGUGCCUGUCCCUCCUCUGUCUUCAUUUUUGAUGAGAUGGACAAAAUGCAUCCAGGUGUCAUUGAUGCCAUCAAACCCUUCUUAGACUAUUAUGAGGAGGUUGAUGGAGUGUCUUACAGGAAAGCCAUCUUCAUCUUCCUCAGCAAUGCAGGUGGUGAUUUAAUUAACAAAGCAGCUCUUGACUUCUGGGCAAGUGGAAAGCGCAGAGAAGAUAUUCAGCUGAAAGACCUGGAGCCCUUGCUCUCUGUAGGAGUCUUCAACAACAAGAAUAGUGGGCUGUGGCACAGCAGCAUCAUUGACAGGAACCUGAUUGAUUACUUUGUCCCUUUCCUGCCCUUGGAGCAAAGGCACGUGAAGAUGUGUGUCAGGGCUGAAAUGGCAGCCCGUGGCUAUGCUGUGGAUGAGAAGAUUGUUCAGGAGGUGGCAAAUGAGAUGACCUACUUCCCCAAGGAGCAGAGGAUCUACUCUGACAAAGGCUGCAAGACUGUACAGGCCAAGCUGGAUAUUCAUGAAGACUUUGUGAUGAGAGAUACGAACACCAGGGGUUGAUUUCCACUUUGAGUCUCCACAGCACUUUCAGAGCUUUUGGAAAUAUGUGUAUUUGCACUUACACUUUUUUACUGUUGCAGGGAGUAUGGUGAAAAUACCAGAGUGAGCUGUAUGGGCUUUGUAGCUUGUGUGUUUGGUUGUUUUUUGGGUUUUUUUUUUUUUUUUUUAACUUAACAUAGAAUUGGGACUUAGAGAUCAUCUAGUGACAUCCUCUGCCAUGGGCAGGGACACCUUCCAUGAAUCAGUUCACUCAUUGUCCCAUCCAGCCUGUUCAUCUCUGAACUGGCUGGUAUCCCAGUGUUGCCCCCUUUAGUUUUCUUUUAGUCUAUAGAGAAUUUCUAGUGUGACACACAGCACUGGAUACAGCCUCUCCUGCUUUAUGCUUCCAGUGCUGGGAUUAUGAAGUAUUUAAUUCCUCUUUCCACAUAAACUAGAUUGGAACAAAGGAAAACAGAGGAAUUUUUCCAGAUAGUUUGUACUCCGUUCCAUGUACACAGUCCUGUUCACAUUCCCAGUGAAAUGGAGGGAUGUGUGCUGUGUUCUGAACUGUGAUCAUGUCUGCAAGGGUGAACUCCUUGGUGCAUUGCAGUAAGAAGAUGAUAUGGUAGAAAUCUUCCUGUGCCUCAGCUGGAGCACAUCCUACAUCUCCUAGUACAGUAAUAUGGGAAGUCAUUAUGAGCUCCUAGAACUCUGUUAGUAAAUAAUGGAGAGAGGGCAGGGGAAGAGGAAGUUAGAGCUUGCCCCAUCUUUCUUUGGGGAAAAAUAAAUUGUUAAAGUAUUCUUUAAAGGGACUAAGUAAAUUUGUGACUCCAGGUCUUCCUAAACUGAGGGACCCAUCUGAUAGAUCUGUUACAACACACUAGGCCAGUCUUUUAUACUUAAGCAGAAAAAUCAAUCAUGAGAAUUCAACUGUUGCAGUUUGUCAGAUUAAUCUGUGUGGGCUCCUGGGCCUGAAGCCUGUGAGGUCUGUAGUAGUCCCUCCCCGCUGCUCCUGCUGGUCAAGGUGUGAAUAAUGCUGCUCUCACCUUGCUUGGAAGAAACUUGAAUGGAAGAAAUUAUUUUUAAUAGUGUAUUUUUAUGCUGAAAUGUAAGCAACAGCAACAAGCCUAUACCUCACUAGUUAGGUAUGUUUUAUAAAAGAAUGCCUGUGUGAAAGGGUGAGUGAUGAGUUAAGAAGCUGGGAAAGAUCAAUUUAACCUUUACCCAGUGGGGAGGCUGGGUUUAAACGCUGUUGCAAGCUUUAACUCUUAGUCUCCCAUCACUUGUGUAUCGAAUGUUGUAAUGCAAGACAGAAGUGCCUUUCACUUUGUUGGUUGUACUGUGGUUUUAAAUUGCUACAAGGGAGGGGGCUGUUUUUAUGCUGCAUCAUCUAUUCCCUCACUUGUACUUAAACUUCCUUUAAGAGGUAGUGCUAAUUAUAGGUCUCAUUACAAUUAUGUUAAUUCAAAUUACAAUAGAGAGUUUAGUGCUCAUGUUAAGUUCUAAAUUAAAAGUGUUGAUUGCCUUUUACAGCCCCACUGGAGUUUGUCAAACGUUGGCAAACUGUUCACAGUGAUGCAAUCUCCAGAGCCAAACACUAGCAAGCCAUUAACCUUGGGACAUUGGACUGUCACUUUUCAGUGUGAUGUUUUCCCUACUGACUGAUUUAUUCGUACUUGUAUAUGCUGCAUCCAGUUUCACUUACUCCAAAAAGAAAAUAUUUGUGCUAUUUCAAAACACUAAAUACUACUGUACUGCAGUUGGAAUAAAUCCUAAGUUACUUCUUU